Phytomonas sp. Hart1 is the source of this 653-nucleotide messenger RNA. The record is from the annotation of a GenBank genome assembly. Lineage: Eukaryota; Euglenozoa; Kinetoplastea; Trypanosomatida; Trypanosomatidae.
GAUUUACUAGUAACCAUCUAUACACUUAUAUGUGUAUUUUCUGAUAUUCGUAUAUAUUCAGAAAAAAAAUUAGCAGAAAGUUUGUAGUUUGCAUUCACAUUCUAAUAAAAGCAACAUUUUCAUCAAAAACCCGUACACAAUGUACAGCAAUAUAGACCCGAACACCUUUUCUCUGCGUCCGUACCACCAACACAAAUUUCGCCCCAAUGAGCUUAAACCGAUUGUUCACAGCAUAUUAGAGUCUCGCCUGGAGCUUCAAGAGUACAAGGCCGAUGAGAUCCAGAGCAUUAGCAAAGAAAUUGCCGAUAUGGUUCGCGAGAAGAUUCGCUCGAUGGAGCUCGAUCGCUAUAAAAUUCUCGUUCAUUGUAUGAUUGGCGAGCAGCGGGGGCAAGGCCUUCGCGCGGGGUGCAAGAUGUUCUGGGAUUCGGAUACCGACGACUACUUUGAGGAGGUUUUCAUGAACAAACAUAUCUUUGCGGUGGUAACCGUAUUUGGCAUUUACCAAUACUAAUUAUUUCCUUUGGAUAAAUCGUUACUCGCGGGCCGAAUAAGGUGGCCACCGAAGAACCGCGAUACCUUUUGGGUUGAUGCCGAAAGAUUUGUAAAGAGGUUGAUCGAUGUAAUAUUUCUUUGGGGGUGUUCUAUCUUUUCAA